AUGAUCCAAUCGGCCGCAAUCCUUCGCUCGGAGUGCUUGUUUUUGAAGAAAAAGAAAAAGUGGAUUGCCGGUCAGGUGACAAUGGAACGAGUGAAUGGCGGGGAAAUGGUUAGAAUGAAAGUCGAGAAAAAGUUGGAGAAGAAAAGCGAGCGCCGUUGGAAAUCCUUCGAUCCUCCGCAAACAACGACACUCGUCGAUCACAACAUUUUGCAUUACAUUGGCCAUAUUGCAGGCGAAUCGAAAAAAGCCAUGCGUCCCACAUUGACCGUGGCUUUCAGCACUGGGACAAUCACUGUCGCUUUUGGGAGCCUCAAAAUUCUGGAUGCCUGGGUGAAAGUGUUGACGAGAACCUAUGGAAAUGGCGCCGGUUUUCUCGUCGAUUACGAGAAGAGUUUGAAGAAAUUAGAGAAACGAAGUGGAAAACAAUUGAAUCAUGUUUUAUUUGUGAAAAGCCUCUCAUUUGGGAUUAUUUCGUGGGAAAUGCGGGAUCUGGUGGUGACUGGGAGUUUGUACGAUGUACAACGUAUCACGUGCUCAAGCGGAUUGGUGUCAAUGGUGACGCAAAAUGGCUCGUCUCUUUAUUUCGGGUGUCCGGAUGAGAGCCGAUUGUGCGCCGUGUUUCGCGCAAUUCAGAAAGAGCAUAAUUUACCGUUGAGUCUGAAUCGAUCCUUAAACGCCUCUGCAUCAAUUCAAAUCCCCUACACUCCGCUAUCAAAAGAUGUGGCGAAAAGAAGAGAGGAUCGAGCAAGGAAAGGAGACGGCUACGAGAUGACUCCACAUCGUGUCGACUGUGUCGCUCAAUCCUCAGCAAGACGGCGUCUCCCCUCAACUCCUUUACUAUCACCGGUUCCCAAUCUGCAGCCAUCAAUGCCCACGUAUAUCUCGUUGUUGAGUCCAACUCGCCACGUCACUCAAAACGAUCAUGAGGCGGACGUGACCGUGUUCCACUCGCUUCCCUCGUCACCGAUCGAUCCACCUGCACCAAAGACUCCAAUCGACUCAAAUCCGGAAGCAAUUCCCCGAUUUGCUCUCCAAUUCGCAGCAUUUACCAUU
This is a messenger RNA of Mesorhabditis belari, 1053 nucleotides long. Lineage: Eukaryota; Metazoa; Nematoda; Chromadorea; Rhabditida; Rhabditidae. The record is from the annotation of a GenBank genome assembly.